AGCUCUGACCUCUCCUAGCUCCCCUCCUUCCCCGAUGGCCGCCGCCACCAUGAUUCCGUCUACCCUUGCCGAGUGCGACGGCUACAACGAGGCCUUCCUCCUCGAACUGCGGUGCCACAUCACCAACCGUCCCAACGCCACCACCGCCUGGGGCGCCACGAGCAGCCGCGUGCCGAUCCAGGUGACCUUCCACGCCACCCAACCGCCGCUCCCCUCCUACCUGUGCGUCCACUGUCCCGGCCUCGACUUCCACCGGUCUGCGCCCCGGGUCGUCGCCACCGACGCGGACCUCGUGCUCCUCCGCAUCCCCAUCAACCCCAACGCGCCCGACGACGUAAAGUCGUGGGACUUCUUCUUAUACAGGCCGCGAGCCCAUAAGCUGAACCUGCUCCCCAACCCGCACCCCAGAAGUUUCCACGACUCCGCAACCGCCCUCCUCAGCCGCGAUAGCGGUGCCUGGUACGCCGUCGCCGCCAUCAGCAAUUGGUCCCCGGUGUAUGAGAGUGAGACCGAGAGCAGCAGCGACGCGCCCAUUAUCAGGUGGGAAUUCCAGCUCCACCUAUACCGCUCCUAUUCGUGCGACUCCGAGGCUUGGAUCACCAUGCCCAUGUCAGUGGACGAGCUUGUGAGGGACAAGCUCGUCCCACUGCCGGACAGCCCGGUCUGCAAGAAGCGGUACCACGAGACGGCCAAGACGAUCACGCUCGGCGGCGAGCGCGGCACGGUCGCCUGGGUGGACCUCUGGCGCGGCAUCCUCCUCUGCGACGUGCUCGUGGAGCGUCCGGUGAUAGUCCAAGACAUCCCGCUGCCCGUGCCAGCAAGGGAAAACUGGGGUCGUCUCCUUUGGCAAUUGGAUCCAAACUAUAUCCGGGACGUCGCCAUGAGUAGACACAAGGAUACCAUCAAGUACAUUGAGAUGGAGAUCUGGACACCAAGAAUGCUGCAUAAGGACCCUGAUUCCUAUCUGGAUUGGGUGCGAUGUAAGCCGAGCGUCUCCCAGGUCACCCCUGGUGGCUGGAAGGCCAAAACAUGGAGCUUGGCAAUACCGCCGGUCGGUGCCGGUUCAUUGGCAGACUGGCAGCCUGACUUGGAAAUUGGAGUCGAACAUUGCAACAUUGAUGACGAUGACCUACUGAGCGACAGCGACAGCGGCAGUGACGCCACGCUGAGAUUAGAGAAACUUCGGAUGGCGAUGGCAAACCCGAGUAGACCCACCAUAAGCAUAUAUGACAGCCAUAUUGUCUACUUCAUCUCUAGCAUCAAACCUGAAGGCAUGGAAAAAUUGGAGAUGCUGAUUGCUGUCAAUGUGAGGAACAAAAUCCUGCUAGGAGUUGCACAACGUGCUGCCCAGAAGAACAUCAAUCCCAUGCCCGCCUUCCUCACCAGUGAGAUCUGCACAUAUCUAAGCAAGAGUGCAGGCACAUCAGUACAACUCAAACGGACUGAAAAAGAAGCUGUUAAGCCAACUCACAAAAAGGAGGGUAAACCAACCAGGGUGCAAGUGGACGAACGGACCGGCAAAACAAGGCCGCCUGUGAACCCAGGGGUAAUGAAUACCUUGGAGCACAGCCUGAGGCGACUUGGUGAGCAGAUGAAGGAUGCGGAAACUGGCGAUCAAGGAGCUUGUUGAAUUGAUCUAUGAGAAAUGAGAGUUAUGCCAAAAAUGAUUAUCUGGAUUGAUUUAUGUGGAACUUGUGUAGCCUCGUCUCCAUUCGGUUUUUUUUUGCGACCAAUGUUUUUCAUGUUUUCGCUUGAUUCAGUAUG
Triticum aestivum (bread wheat) is the source of this 1764-nucleotide messenger RNA. RefSeq lists its product as uncharacterized. Bases 35 to 1630 code for a protein of 531 amino acids. The record is from RefSeq and is a predicted model, not a curated record. NCBI's taxonomy places the organism in Eukaryota, Viridiplantae, Streptophyta, Magnoliopsida, Poales, Poaceae. The transcript has 2 exons.